CAAAGCUGAGAGCUCACCAGGAGCAGGUUUAUCAGGACCAGGAUCAGGAUGAAGACCGCCGGGGUCGUCGUGUUCAUGCUCUGUCUUCAGCAGAGGUGCUUUUCUUCUGCUCAGGAGUGUCCAUCCACCCACAACCUGGUGAACUCGCUGCGGCAGGUGGAGAGGAUGUUGGCGGUCCACGAGGCGUCAUACCAGCAGGGCCUGCGCUCCCUCAGGAAGAAGAUGAGCGCUCUGCACAACAGCACCAUGGCCAUCUUCAAGACGGGCGCAUCCUGCCCCAAACCAGAGCCCCCCGCUCACGGCCGCAGACUGGGGAGGGUCUUCAGCGUCGGACACGAGGUUCACUUCCUGUGUAAGCCGGGCUACGAGCUGAUUGGCCCACGGACCCGAGUGUGUCUGGAGGCUCUGAAGUGGAGCGGCCAGCAGCCGAUGUGCAGACGCCUGAACAACACCCGCAACUCUCUGGCCUCCUUCUCUCCUGCUGCUCCAUCCUCCUCCUCUUCCUCCUCUUCUUCCCUCCCCGUCUCUGCCGCACUGUCAGCACCCUCCUUGUCAUCAUCUACACCUGCUCCCCUUUCCUCUUCAUCACCCACAUCUUCCUCCCCCUCCUCCUCCGUCCGUCCAUCUCACUGCACUCACUUCCUGGGCUCCACCCGCUGCACCUGUGACGUGGGUUUCACCAUAUCAGGCCGGGACAACAACAUCUGCACAGAUAUCGAUGAGUGUCGUCUGUUUCCUCUCGGUCAGCCCGGUCGCCUCUGCGUCCAUCAGUGCGUCAACACUCCCGGCAGCUUCCACUGCUUCUGUCCGUCCGGCUACGACCUCGCCAGAGACGGCCGCAGCUGCACAGACAUCGACGAGUGUGAAAACCUGAUGCACAACUGCACAGCGGAGCAGGUGUGUGUGAACACCUACGGAGGUUUCCAGUGUGUGAUGGUGGAGUGUCCUCACAUGAAAAACGCCACGUACAUCAAGACUUCACCAAUGCGCUGCGAGAGGAACCCAUGCAUGCUGGGAGACAAGGGAUGCACUCAGGCGCCAAGCUCCAUCUCCUUCCACUUCCUGUCUGUGGUGUCCAACAUGUCCGCCCCACGCGUCCUCUUCCGGGUGUCUGCGGCCCGCGUGCUGGGCGACACGCUGCGUUUCGGCUUGGCGGGCGGACGUGGGCGGGGCCACUUCAGCGUGCAGCGUUCUGGCAGACAAACCGGGACCCUCCUCCUGGUGACGCCCAUCACGGGUCCUGCUACUCUGGAGGCCGAGGUGGAGAUGAGCGAGCUGGAGCGAAGCUCCCUGCUGGGCCGCUACCUCACCAAGGUCACCCUGUUUGUGUCCCGCUACGAGUUUUAG
Molecule: messenger RNA, 1347 nt
Organism: Chelmon rostratus (copperband butterflyfish)
Lineage: Eukaryota; Metazoa; Chordata; Actinopteri; Chaetodontiformes; Chaetodontidae
Product: fibulin-7-like
Exons: 7
Coding region: 49-1347 (432 amino acids)
Molecular function (GO): calcium ion binding
Source: RefSeq, a predicted model, not a curated record